GAGAUAUCGAAAUGGCCGGUGCGGCCGCUCAUGCUUGUGCUUCGUGCAAGAAGAACAAGCGGCGAUGUGACAAGACUCUUCCGAGUUGUAGCCUGUGCCUAAGAACAGGUCGUCACUGCGAUUACUCAGAGUACCCACAGUCAAGUAACUCGGAUGAAGUCAAUGAACUGCGAAACCGAAUUCAAGAACUGGAAGAACAUAUUCUGAGUUCUGCAAGUCAAACGCCGUCGUCGUUUACACCAUCUUCGUUCACAUUCGAAGUUCCUGAUACCAGUUCCAAUCCACAGCCUUUACUCUCGCAAGAUCUACAUAUUCAGGCAUCCUAUCUUGAUAUUGAUGUCUUCUCAUCUACUGUUGCCAACAAUGCUAAUCAAGUUCUUAUUGAUCCUUCUACGGUCCUUGGGAUCAAUUUCGACAUUGACAAUGUCAAGUCACAAUAUUUCCAAACCAUUCACACCUGGAUGCCUAUUAUUAGCAAAAUCAGACUCAACCGACUGACCCAGGACACACAAGGAGCCAUGAAAGCAGAUAUCGUCCUGCUUUUACUAUGCAUUAAGCUUAUCCAGGAGACUCCACAGAAUCAACAUACGGCCUCAUCAGGGCUUUACUCUACCGCAAAGUACUUUGCAAAGGACCUCGAAUUGAAAGGUGUUCUUACCCUCCGUACAGUGCAGGCUGGUCUGCUGCUGGCAGUAUACGAACUGGGCCAUGGCAUUUUCCACGCAGCAUUUAUGACGAUAGGUUGCUGUGCGAGACAGGCUGUUGCUAUUGGUCUGCAUAACAGAUUAGCUCCCCAGACUGCUGGUAAACUGCGAACCUGGGUAGACUGGGAAGAGAGACAGCGUGUGUGGUGGAUGAUUGUGACUCUUGACAGAUACGUCGCUCUUGGAUCGGACUAUCGACCACUAUGCACAGAGGACCCGAGCAAAGACUCUCUUCUCCCAGCUAAUGACAGGGCCUGGGAUGCUGGUGAAAUGGUUCCCCCUGAACGUGUCUCGCUCGCAUCCGGAAGCAACAGUUCAGUCACCCCCUUUGCUCGGCUGGCGCAGGCGUCAAACCUACUUGGGCGGGUGAUACGGCAUUGUAAUGACACAACUCUCGAGCUCCAAUAUGCCCUCGAUGAUUAUGAAAUGCUCUCUCAGGCUAUAUAUUCGCUUGUCGAUCUGCUAGUCAUGGAUGCAUCGCCAUCAUCGGAAACAAGUAUUGCCAGCGCCAUUUGUUUCAGUGCCCUUCUCAAACUUGCUAACAAUCACGCCUGCGACAUGCUCACCGAAGAAAGCCAAUGUCUUGAACCCGACAUUGCUCCUCGUGUCCGGGAAUGCAUGCAAAAAUGCCUCAACACGAUAAAGGACGUUGCUGGUCGAGUUUUGUUAUUUUCCCAGAAUCUUGGACAAAUACUUUCGCAGAACAGGUUAGAUAGUGUCUCGCCGUUGGUGCUCCACUGCAUAUACGCCUGUGCCGUGGAUUUGUCGUGGAUGGCGCUUGAGACAGAAAAUGAAGAGUAUACAGCAGGAAAGCUUGCUUGCGUGGAAAUACUAAGGACUAUAAGUAGUCGGUGGAAAGUGGCUGGUGUUUAUCUCGAAUUACUCCGAAUUAGUGAAAUUGCUGAGUGCAACUGAGCCUCUUAAUGAGGCGGUGAUUUUAUGUUCAAUCACAUUAAUCCAGAGGUAUCUAUGAAAAGUCAUGAGAUCUUUUCCUUAUCGGCUAUACGUCUGCCAAUUGGAAAGAAGAGCCAGGCGGGGGCUAUAAAUAAUCAUCAAAUCAGACCCCAGAGAUACGAUGAUCUAUGACAGAAGGAUUUUUGAUCCAUCCAAUCAUAUCAGCCUUACAUGGCAUAAGCACACGUGUACAAUCGAGGCUCAAUAAGGUAUAUAUUGGAGAGUAUCCGUGACAGCCGAGUCUCACCAGAUGUCAUCAUGGCCAAUUUCCACAGCAAAACGAUCCCCGCUACUGGGGAAGUGCCCAACAUCAAGGCCGAUGCCCUGCGAGUCUUCAACGUGCUAAAAAUCUGGCGGAAUU
Messenger RNA from Aspergillus wentii DTO 134E9, 2019 nucleotides. RefSeq names its product Zn(II)2Cys6 transcription factor. Gene Ontology annotation, biological process: DNA-templated transcription; regulation of DNA-templated transcription. The record is from RefSeq and is a predicted model, not a curated record. Gene Ontology annotation, molecular function: DNA-binding transcription factor activity, RNA polymerase II-specific; DNA binding; zinc ion binding. Lineage: Eukaryota; Fungi; Ascomycota; Eurotiomycetes; Eurotiales; Aspergillaceae. The transcript is spliced from 6 exons. Gene Ontology annotation, cellular component: nucleus. Bases 12 to 1619 code for a protein of 535 amino acids.